Beauveria bassiana ARSEF 2860 is the source of this 1245-nucleotide messenger RNA. RefSeq names its product EXS family protein. Gene Ontology annotation, cellular component: membrane; cytoplasm. The transcript has 2 exons. NCBI's taxonomy places the organism in Eukaryota, Fungi, Ascomycota, Sordariomycetes, Hypocreales, Cordycipitaceae. Bases 1 to 1245 code for a protein of 414 amino acids. The record is from RefSeq and is a predicted model, not a curated record.
AUGGACGGCGAUCCAAGGGUUGAGCCGCAGCUCGACUCUUUUAGCUUGACUUUUCCGCUGCCGUACCGAGUCGGCUUCAUCGUGACACUCGCUGUCUGGGGCUGGGGCCUCAACCUCCACGGGCUGCAGCUCUCGCGCAUCGACGUCCCUUCGCUGAUACGAUACCCCGGACGCACCUCGCCGGCCGCUAUUCCACACCACCUCUCGACGUACCGGUUCGCGACUGUCCUCUCGAGCCUGUUUGGCGUCUCCAUGGUCCUCUUCUGGCUGCUCACCUGGCGCGUGCCGCAGCGAGUCGUCGACUAUGACUGGAUUCCCAUGACAUAUCUCGUCGCGCUGGUCGCGUUUUUUGUCGUGCCGCUCAGAAACCUGCCAGGCCACGGCCGUCGGCGAUUUCUCGCCACCCUGCGCCGCGUCAGUGUCGGCGGCAUCGCCGAGGCCAAGGACGGCAAAUUUGGCGACAUUUUGCUGGCGGAUGUGCUGACAUCAUACGCCAAGGUCUUUGGCGACGUCUUUGUCACCGUCUGCAUGUUCUUCUCGCCGGGCGGCUCCUCUACCGACCGGCCCAACAGAAACUGCGGCGGCAUCGUCAUAGUGCCGCUGCUCAUGGCCGUUCCAAGCCUCAUCCGCUUCCGGCAGUGCAUCAUCGAGUAUCUACGCGUGCGCAACGCUCCGUACCGGGAAUCGGGCGGCUGGGGAGGCCAGCACCUGGCCAAUGCGCUCAAAUACUCGACGGCCUUUCCCGUACUCAUUACCAGCUCCAUGCAGCGCAGCGCCGAGGCGGCGGGGACGGCUACGCCGGGUCUCUAUCGGGCCUGGCUGUUGGCCGUGACGAUCAACUCGCUCUACUCAUUCUACUGGGACGUAACAAAGGACUGGGACUUGACUCUCUUUGAGCCUUCAAAGCGCCACGAGGUGGUGCGGACGCCCGCAUCGGCCGCCUAUCCGUGGGGCCUGCGCGAGAGACUCGUUUUUAGGCAGCCAAAUUUGUACUACGCUGUGAUUUUGCUGGACCUGUUGCUCCGCUUCACGUGGUCUAUGAAGCUGAGCCCACAUCUCGACCGUUUUAGUAACUGGGAGGGUGGCAUCUUCGUCGUCGAGUUUCUUGAAGUCUUCCGCCGUUGGGUGUGGAUCUUCUUCCGUACUGAGACGGAGUGGGUUCGCACGACAAACUCGCCCGUCCAUGGCUUGGACGAUGUGUUACUAGGCGACUACCAGGAGCCUGAAAAUGAAGAUGAGUUUUGA